Molecule: messenger RNA, 473 nt
Organism: Cylicostephanus goldi
Lineage: Eukaryota; Metazoa; Nematoda; Chromadorea; Rhabditida; Strongylidae
Source: the annotation of a GenBank genome assembly
AUGCUCGGACAGGUAUGCAAAAGUUUGGCCACGCAAAUAUCGGAGCAAGUUGUCGCACCAUCUCCACCUACGCAGUUUAUCACUAUCGACAGCGAUGAUGAACUCGUGGAACUCGACGAAAUUGAUCCAGUAUAUGUAGAGGCAGACGAUAUUGAAGAAGAAUCGGAGGCUUCUUCCCAGCACUACACCAAUAACAAUGACUUGGCAAAAGACAUGCUACAGCGAAUAGACAUGAUGGAAGAAUACAAGCAGAUGUUAGCAGAAGCAGCCAAGCACCUACGCGGGAAGGAAUAUUUGUUAAGACUCGCUCGCCGAGCUGAACUUCCAGAGACUGGACGUCCGCAGUCAUUUACAGGAAUUCGGAAGCUGCAUAAGAGAUCAGACGUGCAUAAAGAGAGGGCAAAAAGGCAUAAGACCGAUGACGAUUUACCACACGUUCAGCAGGUUUGUAAGCUGUGUGUGUGUGUUUAAUU